AUGAGCAAAGUUCCUUCUUCGCCUUCAUCUCCUCCGCCCGUCAGCAGUGGAUGGUCUAGUCUAAACUUUGUCUCUCCUAGUCCUCCAGAGUCCCUCAUCUGUCCUAUCUGCCUUAGCGUACUGAAAGACCCUUAUAUCACUGAUUGCUGUGGCAACCACUUUUGUCAUUACUGCAUAGACCGGGUAGAAACAUGUCCUCUCUGUAGAAAAACUAACUUUAAGAUAUUCCCAAACUUGGAGAAGAAGAGAGAAGUCUCUUCGAUCCCUGUGUAUUGCAUUCAUAGAGAGAAAGGUUGCGGAUGGAGUGGACCUCUUGGUCGUCUAUUUGAAACUCAUUUACCAAUGGAGUGUCAGUUUGUACCAAGACCAUGCCCAUAUAAUUGUGGUGCCUCUUUACUGCCAAUCGAUGUGGGAGCUCAUGAAGAUUCAUGCCCUAAAGUCACGUUGGAUGCACUUGUGCAUAAAAUGAAAGCAGAACAAAUUAACCUCGGGAUUAGCAUGAUGGGUUUCAUUGGUAGACUGGCGCCUUUAGUGGAGGAGGUUGCCAUUUUGAAGGAGGAGAAUAAAGGAUUGAGGGAAGAGAUGGGGAAAGUACGAGAUGGGCUAAAGGCUGAGAUUGUUAAAGUUCUAGAGUCACAGGACGAGAUACGAUUACAGCUAGUCGAGAGUAGAGGGCGUGCGGACAUAUUGGAGAGAGAAAACAGUAAAAUGGCUAAAAGAAUUGACGAACUGAGUAAAAAAUUGGAAGCUACUCAAGCAGCUGGUACAUCGUUGAAUAUUCAAGAACAUAGUAUUGAUGGCCCCGCCCAAUCAAUUUCAGAAUUGGAAUCAAAACUUAAUCUAAUGACCUUAACAUGUACCUCUGUCCCUCCUCUUACCCUCGUCCUCUCUGGUUUCUAUGGUUACAAAACUAGUGGAACAUGGUGGCAGAGUCGGCCAUUUUAUUCCCACCCGUGCGGGUACAAGUUUCGAAUGGAAGUCAAACCCUCUGGGAGUGGGAGUGGCUCCGGAACUCACAUCUCCGUGUAUGUUCACGUGAUGAAAGGGGAGUUCGACGAAAAAUUAAAAUGGCCGCUCAACGCCGUUGUUAAUUUUCGCCUAAUUGACCAAUCUCCAGCGAAUAGACAUUUCGAAAGUAAAGUUUCUUUUAGUAGUGAGAAUGAGGCGUCCAAUCGUGUCACUGGGGACCGUAUAGCGGGAACUGGGCGUGGCUAUUCUCAGUUCCUCCCACUUGUACAGGUGAUAGGAGGGGCGGAGGGUGUGGCUGCCGGUGGGAGUGGCAUCGCACUGGCUCAGUUCCUUAAAGGUGAUACUAUUGUUUUUGAAAUAGUUCAAAUUACUUGCAAAUAA
Messenger RNA from Amphimedon queenslandica, 1350 nucleotides. RefSeq names its product TNF receptor-associated factor 2-like. Gene Ontology annotation, cellular component: plasma membrane signaling receptor complex. Lineage: Eukaryota; Metazoa; Porifera; Demospongiae; Haplosclerida; Niphatidae. The coding region runs from base 1 to 1350 and encodes 449 amino acids. Gene Ontology annotation, biological process: regulation of canonical NF-kappaB signal transduction. The record is from RefSeq and is a predicted model, not a curated record. Gene Ontology annotation, molecular function: protein binding. The transcript has a single exon.